AUGUGGUCUGGUGAAUUACACCUCUGGCGCAUUCCAGUUCCUGAGCUUUGGAGAGACAUCCUGGAAAAGAUUAAAGCAGCGGGUUUUAAUACCAUUGCACUUUAUGAACAUUGGGGCUGGCAUGCCCCUAACAAUGAAACGCUGGAUUUUGAAAACGGUGCCCACGACUUUGCCAAGGCCUUUGAAGUUGCUCAAGAGAUUGGUCUUUACAUCGUCUAUCGACCAGGACCUUACAGCAAUGCUGAAGCGAACGGAGGUGGCUUUCCUGGUUGGCUCACAACAGGAGAGUAUGGGCCACUCCGUGAUGAUCACCCCAAAUACACCGCCGCCUGGCAGCGAUAUUCCAAAGCUGUUGCCGACUACGUGCGCCCCUAUCUUAUAACCAACGGGGGACCCAUUAUCAUGUGGCAACUCGAAAAUGAAUACCCAAACCAGUUUACCAAUCCCGAUUUGAAGACGCCAAAUCAGACUGCCAUCAAUUAUAUGGAGCUGUUAGAGUCUUCUCAUCGCGAAUGGGAUAUCGACGUCCCCUUUACUGCGAAUAACCCUAACAUGUGGUCUCGUUCCUGGUCUAAAGAUUACAGUAAUGUCGGUGGUGAAGUUGACGUAUACGGACUUGAUCAUUACCCAGCCUGCUGGACUUGCAACCUCCAACAAUGCCUGGCCAUUAACGGUGCCGUUGAGCCUUACACAGUCUUCAAUUACUACGAUCACUUCCAGAGCGUUGCCUGGACGCAACCAUCCUUUCUCAUGGAAUUCCAAGGCGGUUCUUUUAACCCCUGGGAUGGACCCGCUGGUGGCUGCGGCGAGAACAUUGGCCCAACCUGGGUCAACCUCUUUUACCGUCACAACCUUGCUCAAAAGGUCUCGGCGGUCAAUAUCUAUAUGCUGUAUGGCGGCACUAACUGGGGCAACAUCGGCUUCCCUGAAGUUGGGACUAGCUACGACUAUUCUGCACCUAUUCAAGAGAGCCGGUUGAUUGGCGACAAAUUCAAUGAGGGCAAGCUAUUUGGCUAUUUCAUGCGUGUCGCUCGCGACUUCGCAAAGGUCGAACGCGUCGGCAAUGGCACACAUUACUCGACUAAUCCUGACGUGUUUGCCACCGAGCUUCGUAAUCCCGACACAAAUGCCGCAUUCUGGGUUGUUCGUCAUGAGUACUCCCCGUCCACUGAGUUCUCCCAAUUCCAUCUACACGUUUCUACGGAGAUUGGAGAUCUUACAAUUCCACGCAACAACUCCAUCACCCUUAACGGUAUACAAUCCAAGACUUUAGUUACAGAUUUCCGUAUCGGGUCGACUGACAAGAAGAUCACUUACUCGACGGCCGAGAUCCUCACUAUCGCUGACCUAGGGGACCGACAAGUAGUAGUUUUUUGGGCCCCUCGCGGAGAGGCUGGAGAAUUCUUGCUCAAAGACGCGACUUCUGGGAAGCAAACAGGCAACUCGACGUGUCAAAGCGUUCAAUUCACUCCCUCAAAGGAUGGAAUCAUUACCAGCUUUGUAUCCAAGUCUAAGAAUGUGGUCGUAAACUAUGACAAUGGCAUUCAGGCGGUCAUUGCUGAUCGCGAGUCAGCUUAUGCCUUUUGGGCUCCAACUCUGGACAAUGAUCCUUUGGCUUGGGAAAACACUACUGUCCUGGUGCAUGGCCCAUAUUUGGUGCGAGCCGCUAGCAUCAGCGGAGACACAAUCCAUGUCACUGGCGAUUGGAGUGGGGAGACUGAGGUGGAGAUUUGGGCCCCGAAAUCGGUGAACAAAGCUACCUUCAACGGUGCUGCUCUCGAUGUAAUUCAGUCCCCUUACGGCACCUUGGUUGGCAAACUGGGAGCCUCGGAUGUAACCGUUCAGAGCGUCGAGGCACAGCUGCCACCCUUGACCGAAUGGAAGGUCGCCGACGGCCUCCCCGAGACCGAUCCAACAUAUGAUGAUUCUCGAUGGACUGAUGCUGACCAUGACACGACCCCUCACUUCAUCCCACCGGACACUUUUCCUGUCCUGUUCGCUGAUGAGUACGGCUAUCAAGCCGGUAACAUUUUAUGGCGAGGGCGUUUUAAUUCUUCGGUCGACAAUGCCCCUUCAGGAGUCUACCUCCGCGUUAUUGGUGGUCUAGCCAGCGGCUUCUCAGCUUAUCUAAACGGAGAGUUUAUCGGCGCUUGGCUUGGGGCUAUGGCUAACAAGACCGGAGAGCUGUAUGCCUCCUUCGAAGGGGUAAAUCUGCUACCAGACUCCGAGAAUGUUCUAUUUGUGAUUCAGGACACGAUGGGCAAAGAGCAACGUGAAGCUGCCCCUGAUCCUCGAGGUAUACUGGCCGCGAGGCUCAUGGGUGUUGAAAACGCAACCUUCAACUUCAAUUCGUGGAAGGUCGCAGGAAAUGCUGGCGGAAACCAUCUUAUUGAGCCGGUGCGCGGCACAUACAACGAGGGCGGCCUUCACGCUGAGCGCCUUGGCUGGCACUUGCCAGGGUUUGACGACAGCGCAUGGGAGACUGGUUUGCCAAGCGACGGCUUCGAGGGCGCGGAUGCACGCUUUUAUCGCACUGUUGUUCCCCUGGACCUGCCCCAAGGACAUGACAUUAGCUUGGCUUUCGAACUGCACACUGCGAACAGAGCCAAGCUCCGAGCGCAGUUGUAUGUCAACGGGUACCAGUUUGCGAAGAUCCUACCUUACAUCGGUAAUGAGUUUACGUUCCCUGUUUUCCCAGGCAUCCUUGACUAUCACGGCGACAACACCAUUGGGCUUAGUAUUUGGUCUCAAGACAUGGCGGGGGCUGCUGUCGAGGUGAAAUGGAAGGUCCUUGGUGUCCAUCAGUCUGCUUUAGACCUAUCAUUCGACAGCGAAUACCUCCGGCCUGCUUGGGAGGACCGCAGUCAGUAUGCUUAG
Messenger RNA from Colletotrichum truncatum, 2877 nucleotides. RefSeq names its product glycosyl hydrolase family 35. Gene Ontology annotation, biological process: carbohydrate metabolic process. Gene Ontology annotation, molecular function: beta-galactosidase activity. Gene Ontology annotation, cellular component: vacuole. Lineage: Eukaryota; Fungi; Ascomycota; Sordariomycetes; Glomerellales; Glomerellaceae. The record is from RefSeq and is a predicted model, not a curated record.